CGCACAGAGACCCGGAAAGGUAGCCGGCGCCACUGGCGGGGAGGCAGACACGCCUUCGGCCCGCCCUCCUGAGCCCGCCCCCCAGGCCGCAGCGAGCCGCUCACUGGUCAGCCUGGGCCCGGCCAGGGGCGGGGAUUGGCUGAUUGGCAUAAGGUCCCGGGACGGCCAAUCUGGAAGGCUGAGUCGUCCGGGAAGGUGCUGGCUGCGGCGCGGCGGAGGGUGGCUUUGAAUACCCGAUCUUCCUGCUUCUAUCUUCAAAGUCCUGAGAUUACAUCGUGCUCUAUGGACCAUGUGCUGCUAUGGAUGCCUGAAGCACUUGAACUGCAGGUUGGGAAGACGUGGACACCUAAAUGCUGGGCUGGAUUAAGUGCCUGAUGAGGAUGGUGAUUCAGCGAGUUGGGAUCAGCAUGCAGUCGGUACUUUGGUCUGGAAAACCAUAUGGUUCAUCUCGAAGUAUCGUAAGGAAAAUUGGUACCAACUUAUCUCUGAUUCAGUGUCCAAGAGUUCAAUUUCAGCUCACCAGCCAUGCCACAGAAGGGAGCCCUGCCCACCCAGGAGAGGAUGUGGUGGCAUCUUUUGCUGAUGUUGGAUGGGUAGCCACGGAAGAAGGAGAGUGCUCAACAAGACUCAGGGCAGAGGUCAGGUCCAAGUCUCCCCCCGAGGAUGACCUUCCUUGCUUUGAGAAGCCCCCAAGCAGGCACGUUUCCUUACCAAACUUGUCUCAAGAUGAGCACCCUCCAAAGACAACACUGGCCAGUGAGGAGGCCUUGCAGAAGAUCUCCGCACUUGAGAAUGAGCUCGCUGCCCUUCGAGCUCAGAUUGCCAAGAUUGUGACCCUACAGGAGCAACAGAGUCUCGGUGCAGGUCACUCAGAUUCCUCCACGGUAGCACCACCCCCUCCUCCUCCUCCGCCUCCUCCUCCCCCUCCCCCACCCCCUCCCCCACCGCUCCACCAAAGUAUGUCUGCUGUUGAUCUGAUUAAAGAGCGAAGAGAGCAAAGACUCAAUGCUGGAAAGACUUUGGUGAAGAGCCACCCAAAGCCGCCUGACAUGCCAAAUAUGCUUGAGAUCCUUAAAGAUAUGAACAGUGUGAAGCUACGGUCAGUCAAGAGGUCAGAGAAAGAUGUCAAGCCUAGGCCAGUAGAUACUACUGACCCUGCUGCCCUCAUAGCAGAGGCUCUGAAAAAGAAGUUUGCUUAUCGCUAUCAACACAGUAGUCAAGGUGAAGUUGAAAGAGAAAUUCCAAAGCCAGAGUCAGAGGCCACCUCAGAGCCAGCCCUGUUUGGCCCGCAUAUAUUGAAGUCUACAGGGAAAAUGAAGGCUUUAAUUGACUCCUAAUGGACAAUGAGUUCAGAAAGACUCCUGUCUCACCUGUUGGCUUGCAGAGCUGAGUUUGACUAGUAGAAAUCACCAGUAUUUAGUAAAUUCCUGACUGGAGUA
Molecule: messenger RNA, 1439 nt
Organism: Peromyscus eremicus (cactus mouse)
Lineage: Eukaryota; Metazoa; Chordata; Mammalia; Rodentia; Cricetidae
Gene: Mtfr1
Product: mitochondrial fission regulator 1
Exons: 9
Coding region: 351-1337 (328 amino acids)
Biological process (GO): aerobic respiration; mitochondrial fission
Cellular component (GO): mitochondrion
Source: RefSeq, a predicted model, not a curated record